CGGCAAUAAUUUAAUGAUUAACUCUGGCACCAUCUGGAACAGGGAGUUCUAGAUUCUCUAGACGCUAGAUCUAUUUAUUAAAUCUAGAGUCUAUAUUAGAUCUUAAAUCCUAAAUAUAAUUAGAAACAAGAGUUAGUAGAUUUAUUUAAAAAAAUGACUAAGGGUAGAAUGGAUACAGCUCUUUCAACGGCACCAGUUGUGACAUGCAUGAAAACCCUUAUGAUGGUCUUUAAUUUCAUAUUUUGGGUAACUGGCAUUGUCAUACUGGCCAUUGGUAUCUGGACCAAAGUGGAUCUCUACAAGUACCUGGAGUUGUCAUCCAUUUACCAGCCAGAAGCUCCCUAUGUCCUGAUUGGUGUUGGAGCAGUGAUCGUUCUCAUUGGCUCACUAGGAUGUUGCUGUACUAUCAAAGGUCAUUCAGUGCUCCUGUACAUGUUUUGUGGUUUCCUAUUCAUUGUGUUUAUCAUUGAGCUUAGUGCAGGGAUUGCUCUCCUGGUCUACAGAGGCAAGUUAGAGACAGGUUUUAAAGAAGGUCUGCAGUCAGCCUUACAGUUGUAUGGCACUAAAGGAAAUGGUGAAAUAACUGAUGCAGUAGAUGAACUACAAGAAAAGCUUGUUUGCUGUGGCAUUAGCAGCUAUGCUGAUUGGUUCAAGACACCUUAUGCAGCCAAGGCUGAAAAGGAAGGCAAAUCAAUCUACUCUGUCCCAGAGUCCUGCUGUCGUAACCGGCAUGAUUGUGUGCACUAUGGUGUUCAGACCAACACCACUGACAUUCACAUUCAGGGCUGCCAUAUGUUUGUUGUAGACUUUAUCAAUGGGAACAUGGGCCCCAUCGGUGGAGUGGCUCUUGGAAUAUCUUUCUUUCAGAUACUGGGUGCUAUUCUGGCCUUCUGUCUUGCCAAGUCAAUCAACAGGGCCAAGUAUGAGCAAGUCGCUUAAACCAAAGAAGUUGACUGCAUUGGAUAUGAAAGAAAGCACUACAGAAACUGUGGUUUUCAGUUAUUUCUUUUUGUGUUGAUCUGCUAAAACCAAAAUGUUGAGUUUUGUUUUUCAUUUGGGCUUGAACAAUUUUUUUUGUUUUCUAUCUUAUGUUUCAUUCCUAGUUAAUGUAUUUACUCUAUUUUAUAACUGGUCAUGAUUUUUCCAUGUUAUACUUAGUGAUUUAUUUUCUAAAUCCACAAUACUCACAGUUCUAGUGAUGUAAUAUUACUAUUAUUCCUUGCUGUAAGUCUACUUAAAAGAUUCAUGUGAACUGUUAUUUACUGCAAGAAGUCUAAUUUAAGAUUCAAUAUAUUGCUAUUAUUCAUUGUUUAAAUCUACUUAUUCAACUGUUUCUUUUAAACAUAUUAUGAAACUCAACAGUUUGUUUAAAUCUUACUUCAUGUUUUAACUGGAUCUUUUGAAAGUUAUUCUGAAGCAGCCCAUUCCAAUCAAACAAAAGAACAAAUCAAAAAGCACAUGUUUUACUUCAGUUUUGUUUUGUUUGUUUUUUCCAUGAGACUGUUAUAAAUCAAACAAAAUACUGGUAUAGGAACAAAGAUGUAAUAUAGUGAAAAAAAGGUUCGCAAUCUUAAGUAGCUACUUAGUAUUUGUACAUGGUACUGUAUUUGGUUUAACACAAGCUAUCUUUAUGACACUAUAUUUAAAAAAUUUUUGUUGAGCUGAAUUUUUUUUUUUUGGUAACACUUUGUACAGAACAACAUCCUACCGUGUGAACUGUUUUUUUUUUUUAUUUGCUGUUGUUGUUCUUCAGUGAUUUAAUAUGAACAUCAACAACCAGCUAAACUGUUGACUAAUGGAACAAAAUUGUUAAUGCAAAAACUCUCAAAUUGUUAACCCACCCAUGCUGUAUUGCAAGCUCCACAAACUGUUUACUUAAAGACAUAUUUAUUUAUUUCAGCAUGUUUUUUUUUCAGCCUGCCUGCUUUUUUUUUUUUAAACUGAAUCAAAUAUUCCUAUUACUACUAUUUUUUGUUAGCCAAUUUUCCAAGAUGACAACUUCAAAAAAAAAAUUUUCUGAAAACCCUUUUUGUAUUUUAAACAUUUCUACUUAUUUUUACUUUUUUUUUUAGAAACUAUGUAUAUUUUUUGCUUACAAUCUACUAUGUUUGUGAUUUCUAAAGGUGAUUUCUGUGAUAAAAAGAGUUGGACCAAACCUUUAUAACUUUUUGUGACCAAUACAAACUAGAAAAGAAAUCUCAUUGAACUUUUUGUUCUAUGCCUUAUAAGAAGUCAAAGAUUUAGACAUUAUUGGAUAACCUUGAAAUGGCUUAACCUACAUAGCAAUUUGUGAUAUCAAGUUACAAAAGUCCAUUUAAUUUUCUGUGGCCAAUAGAAAUUAAAAAAUAAUUCUCAUUGGACUAUUUCGCUAUGCCUUAAAGGAAUUCAAAGAUUCUGAGAUAUUUAAAAAACCUAAUGCAAUUUGUGAUCAAAUCUUUCCUUACUCACAAACAUUGAUUUCUUAGACCUAUUUCAUUCUAUAAGUUCAGUGUUGUGAUUUGUUUGGACGCUUUUCUUUCUGGGUCUGUCCUUGUGUACUAUUUGCAUGUCUUUGCCCAAUUUAGCUUACCUCCCAUUUACUGUAUUAAACAAUUAGUUUGCUUCAGUUUGAAGAUGGAUAGAAAAAUCUGCUUUAAAGAAAAAGACAACUAAAAAAAUAAUUCUUUUUAAAAAAUAAAGCUGCACAUGUGAUAUACUUCAAUCUCUGAAUGUAAUACAUAACUUUUAGGGUAGAAAUAUUUGAAAUGUUUUGAGAUUUUGUUAUUUGUUUAUUUAUAAUCACUUAAACAUAACCAAAAUGUUUAUACCAGGGUGCAAUAUUUAAAGCAAGAGAAUAUAUUUAUAUUUUUUCACAUUUACAAUGAUGAGUUCUACCAAGCGUACAGCUAGCUGCAAGCUUUUCCCUGUGCUUACUUUUAACUUGCAUGCUUUGAAUACUGUUGUCUUUGUUAUUUUUUGUAUGUCAUUCUAGUCAAAACAUUCACAGUAUUUUAAAUCUCCACAUUUUAUUUGUUUACUUUUAUUCUGAUAUAUAUAUAUGUCUAUGCAUGUUGUCUUUUUUUUUCCUCUAAACAUAUUGCUGGCCAGUUUCAUUUCAAAACAAAAAUUCUUGAAAUGUUUGCAUUUCUUUCAAUCAAAGUUCUGAUAUUCACCAAUUCUUUUUUAACCCUAUUCUUCUUUUCUGUUACCAAUUCUAGGUCAUUAUUUCUCAACAUAAGGCAUACUAUGUUUACAGACAAACAAGUCAUCAGUAGCAAAUGGUAGCUGUUUGGGUUGUAGAAGGACUAUGGUUCAUCUUGUAGAGUUAUUUUUCAUACAACUGUAUAGCCCUAAAGAGACAUUCCCAUCCUCAAAAAAUGCAGAUAAAGGUGGCAUUUGCUUUGGUGGUAGAGGAGGCAGCCAUUUUUCCCCUUGGGUCACUUUUUUUUUUUCCAGAGCUGAGGCCAAAACGUUUUCGCUGUCCAGUUUUUUGUCAUCUCUCUCCACAUUGUGCAGUCUAUGUUUUCCCACUUGUCAACAUUGAUGUCCCAUGCUUUAAGUUUCCAUUUGAUAUAUAAACGCUCAUUUAAAGAAACUAGCACGCCAUUUAGUCAGUGGUAAGCUCCAGUGGUAAGAUGAAUCAGCUGAUAACUUUUGUCCCAGGUUAAAACCCUGGUUUUCCAAGAAUAUUAUACUAACCUAUCACUGAAAUAUAUAUAACUUGCACUGCCUGCUGACUACAAAAAAAAUGGGUUAUAAUUUUCUUUCCUGGCCAAAUGAUUUGCAAGUACUAUAAUGAGUGUGUCAGUAAUCCAGGGCACAUUUUUUUUUUUCCUUUUUUUUUUUUAUAUAUAAUUUGAGACAAAGUGAUGCAGAAAACAUUAAAACAUUGGGAAAUUGUCUACUGUAUGGCAGACAGGUGUUAUAAAAACUGGCUUGUCUGAAAUUCUUUUUAUUAUGAUUAAGUACUUAAGUAUUUUUUAUUCACAUAUAAACUUUAUGAUAUUUCGACUGUUGUGCUGUCACUAUUAUGAGUAUUCUGUUACUUAAGUUUUUGUGACUUCUUUUAUACAAACCAAAAAAGUAUAAAUAAAAUAAUUUGUUUUCUUACUUUUUGUGAUAUUUUAAAAUAUUCUAUUGUUGAUAUUCAGAUUUAUUUUUUUAGUCAUUUUUAAUUUGUCUGUCUCUGGUUGUGAUUUAAUUUGUUCAAGUAUUUUUAUUCUCAUAUUAGCUAAGUGAGGCUAUUUCAUUGUUACUUUUGAUCCCCAUCACUAUUAUUGUUUUUUUAAGAUUUAGUAGAGACUAUUUAGAGAUGACUUUGUCAACUGUAACUGUUUGAUUGGAUCCUGGCUGAAAGUUUGAAAAUAUUUACACACUUAGAAUUACUUUGUUAAUGGACUGAUAUAAUAAUAGGAAUAUACCAGACCAAUGUAGUAAUGGGAUUAGGAGCAGAGAAAUACAAUGAAAGCAUUUGGUUCCAAAGAUUAACUUCAAGACUUUAAAACAAAUGUGGGUCUGGUCCAAGGGAACUUAAAUCAUUAUGGACAUUCAAUUCAUUCCUGUCUCCUUAGUCUGUCAGAAAGGGAUUUAGCUGUCAACUAUUCUAAGCCUCACUCAUCUACCUAAGCAGAUGCCUCCGUUUUUGUCUCCGUUAGCAUUUUAAAUAGAAAAGUACUCAAUCUGGACUACAGGACUUCUUGGACCACUUUCCCCUAGUUUGGCCUCAUGAUAUUUUGUUUUGUUAUAGUGUUGUUGUCAUUGAUUUUCUAUAACCUUCUUUUUUUCCCCAAUUUGUUUAUGUGCAAUAAAGAAAAAUCUUAUUACCUCCAAAAAA
This is a messenger RNA of Biomphalaria glabrata, 4813 nucleotides long. Its product is annotated as tetraspanin-7-like. Gene Ontology annotation, cellular component: membrane. The record is from RefSeq and is a predicted model, not a curated record. The transcript is spliced from 7 exons. Bases 154 to 939 code for a protein of 261 amino acids. Lineage: Eukaryota; Metazoa; Mollusca; Gastropoda; Planorbidae.